Aplysia californica (California sea hare) is the source of this 321-nucleotide messenger RNA. Its product is annotated as ecdysteroid-regulated 16 kDa protein. The record is from RefSeq and is a predicted model, not a curated record. NCBI's taxonomy places the organism in Eukaryota, Metazoa, Mollusca, Gastropoda, Aplysiida, Aplysiidae.
ACGAGGACAUCGAUCAGGCGGCCACACAGGUGUACGGUUACCUCAACGGCAAGAUCAAGGCCCCGUUCCCUUUGAGCGACAACAACGCCUGCCACAACAUGCAGUGCCCCAUCAAGGCCGGGGACUCCAUCACCUACAAGAACGCUCUCUUUGUGGAGCCCUUGUACCCUACGAUCCCUGUGAUCGUCCAGUGGGAGUUACACACAGGCUCUGACACAGUUACGUGCUUCACCGUACCGGUCAUCAUUGUCUCCUAGAAAUCUCCCACCUCAACCACCCCCUACUCCCGUUUCCGUCCCCACCCCCCGUCAACCGUCAACC